AUGGCUUCCUUCUUUGCAUUUGUUUUGGAAGUAGUUGUUGUAUGGGUUUCUUUCAUCCCUGCAACUAUAGGAGUGGCAUCUGAAUCAUCAUCAUAUGCAGCCAAGGCUCUGCUCAAUUGGAAAGCCAGUGGCACGAACUUUCCCAGUUCCUGGAAUGCAACUGAUACAAGUCCAUGUAAGUGGGAGGGCAUGACUUGCAAUGCAGCUGGAAGAGUAACAGAGAUAAAGCUACCUUCUUACUCCAUACAUGCUGAGCUCCACAAAUUGAAUUUCUCUUCUUUCCAAGAUCUAGUCUAUCUCGAUCUCGGUACAAAUGAAUUGUCAGGAACCAUCCCAGACACCAUUGGUAUGCUUUCCAAACUCACCCAUCUUGAUCUGUCUUCGAACAGUCUUUCGGGAAAUUUGCCUUCUUCACUAGCUAAUCUUACCAGAUUGUUUAUGUUGGAUGUUUCCAAAAAUGAACUAAGUGGUGAAAUUGAUGAAUAUCUAUUCACCAACUGGACUAACCUCUCUACCAUUAAUUUUCACAACAAUUCUCUCCAAGGGAAAAUCCCUCCUUCCAUAGGUAAGUUGAGCAACCUCAACAUUCUCUGCUUCUCUAUCAAUAGUAUCAAUGGCUCAAUACCUCAAGAGGUAGGAAACCUCGAAAAUCUCAACCAGCUGGACCUAUUAAGUAACAUGAUUUCAGGUUCAAUACCUACACAGAUUGGGAAUUUGAGAAAUCUUAAUAGGUUGGAGCUAGGAAGUAACAGGCUUUCAGGUUCAAUACCAAUACAGAUGGGGAAUUUGAGAAAUGUAAGUAAGCUGGACCUAAGCCAUAACAAUCUUUCAGGUUCUGUACCAGAUGAAAUGGGGAAUAUAGACAAACUGAACCAGCUAGACCUAAGCAACAACAUGCUAAAUGGUUCAAUACCUGCAGCAUUGGGAAAUCUUCAGAAUCUCAAUGCAUUGGAUAUGAGUAAGAAUAUGUUAACUGGUUCAAUCCCUAGAGAAAUUGCAGAUUUAGAUCAGCUGGUGUUACUUAAUCUCAGCCACAACAAGCUACAAGGUUCAAUACCGGCAAAGUUGGGGAAAGUUAAUGUUUCUUACAUGGCUUUGGACUUGUCUUACAAUAAUUUAGAGUUUCCUGUUCUGGUUAGCAAUGCUUCUUGUAGUGUUCAUUGUGAGCCCCCAUCUAAAAGCAGAGAGAAAAGCUUUAAAAUCAAGAUCUCAAUUAUUCUCUCUCUUUCUAUCACCAUAUUUGUUGCACUUGUAAUUUUUUCUGUCCAUUUCCUCUUGAGGAAAAAGUUGAGAAAUUUCCGAACGGAAACAAGACAAGAGAAAAAUGGAGAUUUAUUUUCCAUAUGGAACUACGAUGGGGUGAUUGCGUAUAGUGACAUCAUGGAAGCUACAGAAGAAUUUGACAUCAAAUAUUGCAUUGGCACAGGAGGUUAUGGGAGUGUUUACAUGGCAAAGUUACCUACUGGUAAAGUAGUAGCUGUGAAAAAGCUUCAUCGCCGAGAAGCUGAAGAGAAAGCCAAAGAGAAGAGCUUCAGAAAUGAGAUAGACGCAUUGACAAGAAUUCGGCAUCGGAACAUUGUGAAACUUUAUGGGUUUUGCUCCCAUUCAAGCUGCAAAUUUCUAGUUUAUGAAUACAUAGAAAGGGGAAGCUUAAAUUAUGUUCUUGGAAAUGAAGCAGAAGCUGUGGAACUGGAUUGGAGGAAACGUCUAAAUGUCAUCAAAGGGGUUGCACAAGCUUUGUCUUACAUGCAUCAUGACAACACGCCACCAUUAAUUCAUCGAGACAUAUCAAGCAAUAAUGUUUUGUUGGAUGCAGAUCUUGAGCCUCAUGUCUCCGACUUUGGAACUGCUAAAUUUCUAAAUCCUGAUUCAUCCAACCGCACUAUGCUUGCAGGCACGUAUGGAUAUAUUGCUCCAGAGCUUGCUUAUACAAUGGUUGUGACAGAAAAAAGUGAUGUUUAUAGCUUUGGGGUACUGGCACUAGAGACAAUUAUGGGAAGGCAUCCUGGUGAAUUCAUCUCUUCAUUAUCAUUGCAUAAUGAAAAAGAUAAAGUACUAAAGGAUGUGUUGGACCAACGUCUCCCGCCACCAUCACAAUCUGUGGAACAAGAGCUGCUUUUCUCAAUUAUGCUUGUAAUUGAAUGCUUGCACACUGAUCCAAGGUCUCGUCCAACUAUGCAAUACGUCUCUCAAAAACUAGGACGUUCUAUGAACCCUCAUUUGAACUCUUCUGCAAAAAUUCAUUGUGGCAAGGAAAUCUCGGAAUAAAACAAAUUCCAUAUGGUUUUUGUUACGGACUCAGAAGUUACGUAUGCAUCACAGUGGGCAUGGGACGGUUGCAUGGUUACAUAAAUGGGUAUAUUAGGUAAAUAAAGCUUGGGAAGUUAUGACUUGUAGUGGGUUUAGCUAUUGUUGGGGAAGUUACGUGUUGUAAUGGCUGGUUUCAUUAAAUAUUGAGUAUGUGAUAAUUGUUUAAUAGAAGGAUAAUAGAAGUUAGGAAUUGUGUAGCACUUCAAGGUCAGUUGUUAAGAGUCAUGGACAGUCUUUAGUUGUUGUAUUCCUACUUAAUCUAUUGCAAUAUGAGAAGACGCACAAUAAGCAUUAUUAGUUUAUCAUC
Messenger RNA from Macadamia integrifolia, 2617 nucleotides. Its product is annotated as MDIS1-interacting receptor like kinase 2-like. The transcript is spliced from 2 exons. Gene Ontology annotation, biological process: protein phosphorylation. The record is from RefSeq and is a predicted model, not a curated record. Gene Ontology annotation, molecular function: protein kinase activity; protein binding; ATP binding. NCBI's taxonomy places the organism in Eukaryota, Viridiplantae, Streptophyta, Magnoliopsida, Proteales, Proteaceae. The coding region runs from base 1 to 2268 and encodes 755 amino acids.